UUGGUCCUAGUGUAGGCGUCAUGUUGCCAUGUGACGGUGCUAGCAGACAACCCUUCGCGACAGUGUAUGAAUUAGAUCGUUGAAUGUAAUUGUUAUGCACCGCACACACGACAUGCGAUAAUUCCAACUGAGAAAGAAAGGGCUUUACAGGCCGAUUUUUUGCUUUACACCAGUUUGAAAGAGGACAUAAUGGCUGAGAAGAAAUUCUCAGGGGCACCAUUUGGAACACAAACAGCAAGGUUUGAUGUGUCUGGUGUGCACCCGAAGAGUAAGACCCCGGGUACCUUCACCGAGAUACCAUACGACAAGAAGUUUACACAGGAUCUGAAGCGCCGGCUAGGUCCUGGCAGCUAUGAUGUUGAACUGGGCGGGUUCAGCACCAAGUCUGUGGAGGAGAAGACCAGGGGUCCUGGCUGGGCGCGGGCGUAUGAGGUGGAGAAGAUGGCAGCCCUGCCUCAUCUCCUGCACAAAGAACAGUGGGAGCAGAAGAGGAUGUUGCAAAGGAAGCUAGGCCCUGGGUCGUAUGAGAUCAAGGACUUCCUGCAGAGUUCCGACGAGAAGCCCAGGAGCAGUCGCGGAAUCUGUGAAACCAAGGCACCUAGGUUCAAGGAUGGAGCUGUGAGUGACAUUCCCGGCCCUGGAACGUAUGGUAAUGGAGGGAUACCACACGCAGCUAUAGAAGAGAAGGAUAAAAGGUCAACCAGUACUAAAGGGAUGCUGGAUGCUGGCUCGUCAAAGCCGCGCAACCUCCCGACAGUUGGGUCAGUGCUGGGACCAGGCACCUACAACUUCAAGAGCUUCACAGAACAGAUGGGCAACAAGGUGACCAGCGUCCGAGGACCUUAUGACCUCUUCUCCGGGGAUCGUAACAAGCCCAUCACAGUGGGGUACCUGGCAGCACCGAAACUAGCUGACCUUGGCCCCGGUCAGUAUGACCUCAAGUCCUUCCUGUACGACUGGGACACAAUCCAUCGCAAGCGACAGGGCAGGUUUGGUAAAGUGUCUCAGUACCCUGAUCCCCCGACAGAGAGGAUCUUCUGUAGUACACUCUCCCAGUGUCAGAAACAAAAGAACACUCCUGGCCCAGGUAACUAUGACCCAAAGCCUGUAGUGAAGGCCGCCUCCACCAACUCACCAGGCUUCCUGUCGUCUGCUCAGAGGAAUGACCGGGUGUCUCAGAGGUUCUUUACCAGGAAUUUUAACCCAGUGGGGGCCGGACGUUAUGACAUCCAGAAGUGGGAGGAAGCUCAACAAAGGAAUGGUCAUAGCAGCAUGUUCAAGUCUCGUACAGGAAAACUGUCGGCUGGCAUGGAGAAGUUCCUCAAGGAGAGAAUACGAGGCAAGGAUGUUCGUCUGGAAGACCGUGUCUUCAUUGUCCCCCCCGAGGCCCCUGGGAAGUCCUCUCAGGCACAAUACACAACUCAAAGGGCCACAACAAUGGUUUAACCCUUUCUGCAAUUGUUGGAGGGGACGUACACUACAGUUCAUGGAUAUAUGCAGAGGAUGGUUUAAAGCAGCAUAUUACAGAAUAUAGAAACAUUAAAUGUUAUUUUCUUUUCAGGUAAACAAAAAUGUUAAUUUCACAUAAAACGUAACCUCAAUAUUCACAAUAUCUUGACAUUUAUUUUGAUACAUGCAAUAAUAGUAUAGACGAUAGGGGUUCUGCCGCCACUCACCCUGGGCCAAGCCUGACCUGGGAUUGUUUGGAAUACAACAAACCCCCUACUUGUGAUACUUGAAUCCUACACUCAUUUGUUAUUGCGAUUAUUACUGAAACAAUCAAAUUUGCACAUUUACAAAUGAUAUAAAUCAUGAUCUGAAAACAAGGGGUCAGACUGAGCUGACAUCAGUUUAAACACAGCGGUUGUUGGUUGUGGUGCAGAGAGCAGUCGGAUCUGUGGCCUUAUUGUGUAAAUAUUGAAAGUCACUGUUUGAUCAUAUCUCAUGUAUAUGUAAUGUUGUGGCCUGUGGUGCUGUUAGAGGAUAUUCUUGUUGUGUCAUGUUAAAACUGUCUGUGAUAACUUGUGUUCCACAAUGCAAGUCACAUAACUGCGGUCAUGAGAAUAAGAUACAAUCAAUGGCGCUUACUUUCAAAUAAAGAUACAUUUGUACUGCAUUUUUAUAUUAGAUAUCUUUUACUUAUAUUUUCAUGGUUGUUGAAGGAAUGCAUGUGUUUUUAAAAACAUUCUUAAAGCAAACAGAAUCAAAGUACAUGUUCUACAUUGGCUCAUGUACCGAAGUACCUGCCUUACAUGUCGGGAAGAUAAAUAUGUUGUAGCAAGAUCCCCCGGAUCGUGGUAGAAGACCUAACGCAUGAAACCCCAUGUGCCCCUGGUGAUACUGCUACACCUUCUGUUACCUGUAGUAUCCUACCUACUGGGGGAUGCAAGCUCACUUUAAAAAUAUACAUGUAUUACUGUAAAAUUUAUGCAUUUCACACAGUAUUUCUAUUUGGUAUUUUUCUCAACUUCUUAUAUUGUUUCACUUUACCAUUUCAUAUUCACAAUAAUUAACAUUGAGCAGGACUGUUUUCACUGAAUUGUUUUUAACUUUUAUAUAUUUGUAUUAUACUUUGUUACUCGACAGUAUUAUCCUAUGAGAUUUAGUGUCACAUUUAGUGUUGUUAUUGUUGAUUUUGUGUGCCCUGUAUUCAGCUAGGCAGCUGGUCAGCUUGUAUAGAAGUAUGGCGUGCUGCUUCACCUGUGUGGUCAUGCACAAUACAAUGGUGAUCUGAUCGUAAUUAGCGCUGGUCAUCAGAAAACCAUGGUCAGCACUUUGUGUAACAGUGAAAAAUAUUUCCAGUAUUAUUUUACAAAAUAAACACCAACCUUGCAGUGCAAGUCAGAACAUGAACACUGCCAUGGCAAGAAGAUGUUUUCAAGGAGCUUAAUAUUUUUACCACUACCAGAAACUAACCAAUGACGUCUUCCCUGUUGAGUAGCACUGAGCCAUGAUGGUCCUGUCACAGUGCAGGGCUACACGUCACGUGUUAUGGUACACAGAAGUUGGCAUUUUGGUGUUGUUAUAAUCAAAACUAUUUUGUGAAAGAUCUAAGACCCCCUGUUUGUGCAAUAUAUAUAUAUAUAUAUACACUGUAUGCUGUUUAGUCUGUCCCUGCAUCUCAUACAGGACAUAAGCUGCUCCACUUCAACCUCAGGUGGUAAUGUAUUAAGAUUUACUUUUCUAUACACCUUUUGAAUCAAAACCUGAAAAUGCUUUAAGUUGAAACCUUAUUUCCACAGAAGAGAAAAUGUAGAAAUGUGAGAUUGUCACCACUGCAGUAUUAACUAUGGUGUAAUCUGCCAACAUUAUGUUUCCAUGUUGUACACUUUGUUGCACUGUUGUCAUAUACCGGUUUGUAAAUAAACAGCUGUGUGAUGGAA
Messenger RNA from Haliotis rufescens (red abalone), 3383 nucleotides. Its product is annotated as lymphocyte expansion molecule-like. The record is from RefSeq and is a predicted model, not a curated record. The transcript is spliced from 10 exons. Bases 190 to 1446 code for a protein of 418 amino acids. Lineage: Eukaryota; Metazoa; Mollusca; Gastropoda; Lepetellida; Haliotidae.